AUGGCCCUUCUACAUCAACACCUCGGGCGCCAGCUCCGGCCACGGUCACGCCUCACAAGCCAACGGAUCAGAAACGCCGCCGUGGCAUUGGCACUCUGCCUGACCGUCCUCUACUUCCUCACCCGGCCCGCGCCUCCAGACGAAGUAGCCCUCCUCGAGCAGCACAUGAACGCGGGACCGCCGAUGUACCCCAUCAACGUUGUCAAGAGCACCAUCGACUGGGGCCGCAUCGCGCCGCGCCACCCGCCGCGGGAACGCCCCGUGCAGCUGCCGAGACACGCGCCCGGGCGGGGCCCCCGGCGGCCGCGGAUCCAGCACCGCUUCGGCAAGGAGACGGCCGAGGAGCGGCAGACGCGCGAGGCCCGCCGCGAGGCCGUGCGCGACCUCACCCGCAAGUGCUGGGAUAGCUACCGCCGCUAUGCCUGGAAGCAGGACGCGCUGCUGCCGCUGUCCAAGGCCGGCCGGGACCAGUUCUCGGGCUGGGCCGCCACGCUGGUGGAUUCGCUCGACACGCUGUGGAUGAUGGGGCUGAGGGACGAGUUCGACGAGGCCGUGGCCGCCGUGGCCGAGAUUGACUUUGGCAACUCGUCUACUCCGCAGGUCAACAUCUUCGAGACCAACAUCCGCUACCUCGGCGGGUUGAUGGCCGCCUACGACCUCUCCGGCCGCGCGGUGCUGCUGGAGAAGGCGGUCGAGCUAGGCGAUCUGAUCUACGCCGGGUUCGACACGGAGAACCGGAUGCCCGUUGAUAACAUCAACGUCGCGGCCGCCGCCGAGGGGGUGGGCCUGUGGGUCGAGAACGCCGUGGUGUCGGCGUCGCCGGGGACGCUGACGCUGGAGAUGACGCGGCUGAGCCAGAUCACGGGCGACCCCAAGUACUACGACGCCAUCACGGGCAUCGUGGACCUCUUCUUCCGCGGGCAGAACCAGACGGCACUCCCAGGACUCUUCCCCAUGUUCGUGUCCAUGUCCCGCCAGGACGUCACCACCGGCGCCACCUUCACCCUCGGCGGCUGCGCCGACUCCCUAUACGAGUACUUCCCCAAACUGCACGCGCUCCUCGGCGGCGUCGGCGGCCCGCAGCUCCCCUUCCUCACGCGCGGCUUCAUGGACGCGGCCAAGCGGCACCUGUUCUUCCGGCCCAUGCUGCCACCCACCGACACGCCCACGCCCGACAUCCUCCUCCCGGGCAACGUCAACGUCGACGCCGACCUGAUCGCCCACCUGGACCCCGAAACCGAGCACCUUGCCUGCUUCAUCGGCGGCACCUUCGCCCUCGCCGGCCGGCUCUUCGCCACCGAAGACGACGUCGCCGUCGGCGCCCGCCUCACCCGCGGCUGCGUCUACGCCUACCGCGCCUUCCCCACCGGCCUGAUGCCCGAGCGCCUCAACACGUACAAGCCGCACCUGCCGCGGGGGUUCACGACGGCCAAGGACCCGCGGUACAUUCUGCGGCCGGAGGCGAUCGAGAGUGUGUUUUAUCUGUGGCGGAUCACCGGCGGGGCGGAGUGGCGCGAGGCGGCGUGGGAUAUGUUUCGCGCGGUGGCGCGGGCGACGGCGACCGAGACGGGGAGCGCGGCGGUGUUGGAUGUCACGGUGGAUGUGGAAAGGGGGGGGACGGUGCCGUUGGAGGAUUAUAUGGAGAGUUUUUGGAUUGCGGAGACGCUCAAGUACUUCUAUCUCAUCUUCUCGCCGCCAGAUCUGAUCAGCCUCGACAAGUAUGUGCUCAACACCGAAGCACAUCCGUUCUUGCUGCCAUAA
This is a messenger RNA of Chaetomium globosum CBS 148.51, 1761 nucleotides long. RefSeq lists its product as uncharacterized. The transcript is spliced from 3 exons. Gene Ontology annotation, cellular component: endoplasmic reticulum; Golgi membrane. Lineage: Eukaryota; Fungi; Ascomycota; Sordariomycetes; Sordariales; Chaetomiaceae. Gene Ontology annotation, biological process: N-glycan processing; carbohydrate metabolic process. The coding region runs from base 1 to 1761 and encodes 586 amino acids. Gene Ontology annotation, molecular function: mannosyl-oligosaccharide 1,2-alpha-mannosidase activity; calcium ion binding. The record is from RefSeq and is a predicted model, not a curated record.